GUGGUUCUUUUAUGGUUUUUGCAGUUAAAAUCUAGACCUGACAGCCUGUUUUCAUCCCUUCAGUCCAAAUAUAGUGAGGAUUAUACAAUGACUAAGUCGUUGUUUGGGACUUGAGAGCAAAGCACACUCCUAAGAAGAGAUCAACUUUGAAUAGUGGUGGACAUAGUUAUCCUAUUUAUGGAUUAAAUAUUGUUGGAUCACAGAAUGCAAAUAACUUAAUAUCUGCAUCAAAUGAUGGAAGAAUAUGUAUAUGGAAUUUAGCUUAAUUUAAUUAACCACAAAAAAAACAAUCAUAGAUUUGAAAACCAAGAAUAAAUAAUAAUUAACAAACCUUUAGGUUGAA
Paramecium octaurelia is the source of this 343-nucleotide messenger RNA. Lineage: Eukaryota; Ciliophora; Oligohymenophorea; Peniculida; Parameciidae. The record is from the annotation of a GenBank genome assembly.